Verruconis gallopava is the source of this 2709-nucleotide messenger RNA. RefSeq lists its product as uncharacterized. Bases 432 to 2618 code for a protein of 728 amino acids. The transcript is spliced from 3 exons. The record is from RefSeq and is a predicted model, not a curated record. Gene Ontology annotation, molecular function: glycosyltransferase activity. Lineage: Eukaryota; Fungi; Ascomycota; Dothideomycetes; Venturiales; Sympoventuriaceae.
AAAAAAAAAAAAAAAAAAAAUUGCAAAGGCUGGAUUGAAGUUUGCGGCUUUGGGACAAGUACUGACUAUCGAUAGUUGACAACUGCAUAAGAAUGCUUAACAUCGAACGGUGCAUAGAAUCUAAACAUGGGUAGUGAUGACGUCCUACCGAGUAACCAGAUGUGAAUCUCUCUCAGGCGCGUUAACUCUCUCGAUAAGUGCCUUCAUUUUAAAUAAAUUUGCUGUAUCCUCACGCCAUGUGUCUGAGUACGAGGCAACGUUUUAAAUGAUUGUCCAUUAGCAAUGUAGCGGGAGAUGCUGCAACGUCAAGAUUGGCAAAGUCCCUCGAGGCUGUGUCACGUCGUCGUCAUUCCGACCACAGAAAUUCGUGGAAACCCAUCCGAAGCUCCCGAUAUAUCAAGUCUUGGUAACAUCCGCCCGAAAGUCAUUGGAUGCAUGUCGUAUUUCUCAAUUCUACGAACCGUAUUUGCGACACAGAAAUUUUAGCCAAAUCCAGCAAGAUGGUCGAGCUGCAACAUUGCGGAACGCUGCACGACUGGAGCGUAGAGCAUUCUGAGAAGCAUCUGGAAAGGCUACAGAGUUCAGAGAGUGGUAGCAAGGACUACGGCGCACAUAAUCUUACAUGUUUAUGGAUCGGCCUUGCCUCGGCUGUUCAAGCUAAUGGUCAGGUUCAGAUUGGCUUUGCCGCCCAUGACGGAACAUAUUCAAUUGACUUCGCAGUGAAAACUGUCGGCGAACUUCAGGAUGGGUAUAGCUAUCCUGAUGGUGACCAUUUGUCUGACAAUCUUGCACAAGAGAUCGAGAACAAGUGCAUCGAUGAGCUUCGUGAUUUCAAGCAGAAACAUUAUUACAAGAUCGUUGGCGCUGGUAUCAGCACAUCGCUAUCGGUACUAUGCCCCAGACUUCCCUCUCUGCUAUGGAGCGAACUCGAUAUUGUGCCUUUUGUUCUGGAGCGCACUACGAAGUCGCUGAAUGUGAUGGAAACAAUUGAUGAACACGCCGAUGCGGUCGCACGUCGCUGCGUAGGAUUUUUUGGUCCAACAUGUCAACCUCGAAUCCAGGUCGGAUAUCGAGGUGAAGUUGAAGUUGAUGCGAGUUACAAAGCACAUCUGACUACCAAAGAGCAAUACGAGAAGACCGUGAGCUCUAAUACGUGGAGGGCAGCGAUGCACUUUGCGUCAUCUCUUCAGCAGCGAAACGUCAAAAUCGCCUUUUUCAGCGCGACACCACAAGGAGGAGGUGUGGCUCUUAUGCGUCAUGCUCUCGUUCGAUUUUUCCGCUCCAUAGGAGUGAAUUGCAAAUGGUACGUGCCGAAGCCUAGUCCGGAGAUCUUCCGCAUCACCAAGACAAACCACAAUAUUUUGCAAGGCGUGGCAGAUCCGGAUGAGCGAUUCACCGAGGCGCAACAGAGGCUCAUCAGAGAAUGGAUUGAAGCGAACUCGAUCCAGAAAUGGAGCCCAGCCGGUGGUCCAUUGUCUGCGCGAGCAGACGGGGGCGCAGACAUUGUCAUUGUUGAUGACCCUCAAAUGCCUGAUCUCGUGCCAAUAGCGAAGCACAUGGACCCUAGUCGUCCUGUCAUAUUUCGGUCGCAUAUUCAGAUUCGAAGCGAUUUGGCUGACCAGCCUGGAACACCUACGUCAGAGGUCUGGCAGUGGCUGUGGGAUAGAGUAAAGCACGCAGAUAUCUUCAUCAGUCACCCCGUGCGGCAGUUUGUGCCAAAUGGAGUCGACUUUCAGAAGGUUGGAUGGCUACCAGCAACAACGGAUUGGCUGGAUGGCCUGAAUAAACCGCUGUCUGAAUUUGAUGCUAGGCACUAUAUCCAUGAGUUCAAUGCGGCAUCAUUUCGACAGCACAUGCGACUACUGGAUUAUCCAAAUCGCAACUAUAUUGUGCAGAUUGCACGGUUUGAUCCGUCAAAAGGCAUCCCCGAUGUUCUAGCAUCAUAUGCUGUGCUACGCAGAACAUAUUUCAAAGACGUUUGCACCAGAGACAUACCGCAAUUAGUCCUCGCAGGACAUAGUUCCGUGGACGACCCGGAUGGCUCUCGAAUCUUUGAUCAGACUCUGCAGUUACUUGAGACAAAGUAUGCGGAUAUUGCAGACGAUGUGGUUCUUCAACGCGUAGGUCCAGCAGAUCAGAUCCUCAACGCGCUUCUCAGUCACGCGAAAGUUGCGCUUCAACUUUCCACCCGCGAGGGUUUUGAAGUGAAGGUUUCGGAGGCUUUGCACAAGGGAAUACCCGUCAUUGCAACUAAUGCUGGCGGCAUUCCCCUGCAAGUACAACACGGAAAGGGAGGUUACAUUGUUGAAGUUGGCGAUCACAAUGCUGUAGCUAAGUACUUGAACGACCUACUAACUGAUGCCGACUUGUACGCGAGAAUGAGCCGGUUGGCAGCUGAGAGCGUAAGCGACGAGGUCGGAACGGUUGGUAACGCUCUGGCGUGGAUGUACCUCGCUGAUUCGCUCACAAAGGGUGACGAUGUCAAACCCGGAGGAGCAUGGAUCAACGAUCUGGCACGGAAGCAAGCUGGUGUCCCGUAUGACAAGGGCGAGAACAGGCUACCUCGGAACCUAGAGACACUUGCGUUAACGGAGAAGGCGUACGCUGUAUAUAAUUAAUAUUGGUCGACUAUCGAUCGGUUUUUUGACAAGGCAUAAUAUAGCCAUUCGAUUCGGGAAUAUGCUCUCUUUGCAAUGACUAGACUACGGU